Messenger RNA from Kogia breviceps (pygmy sperm whale), 1650 nucleotides. The record is from RefSeq and is a predicted model, not a curated record. NCBI's taxonomy places the organism in Eukaryota, Metazoa, Chordata, Mammalia, Artiodactyla, Physeteridae.
CGAUGCUUCCCAGGCUGCAGGGAAAGCUCAGUUCUCCGCCCUCCCGGAAGUUGUUGCACAGUCGUUUCCGGGGCGGCGUGAAGUUGGGGAGGACUCCGAAUGGGUCGCAGCCGCAGCCGGUCCCCGCGGAGGGAGCGUAGGCGGUCCCGGUCCACCUCGCGAGAGAGAGAACGCAGGCGCCGAGAAAGGUCCCGGUCCCGAGAGCGAGAUCGGAGAAGAAGCCGCUCUCGAUCCCCACACAGAAGACGUUCCAGGUCCCCAAGACGACAUAGAUCCACAUCUCCUUCCCCUUCUCGAUUAAAAGAAAGAAGAGAUGAGGAGAAGAAAGAAACAAAAGAAACAAAGAGCAAGGAACGUCAGAUAACUGAGGAAGACUUGGAGGGCAAAACAGAGGAAGAAAUAGAAAUGAUGAAGUUAAUGGGAUUUGCCUCCUUUGACUCCACAAAAAAUGAUGAUCUGGGGCUUCAUGGAGGACAAAUGGGAGGCUGAGAGAACUGCCGUCGUGCAGUGAAAGAUGAUGAAGGCCUGAACUGCGAAGAGGGGCUGGAAUAUUGAGAACCAUUCAGGAACCAGAGUUAGUGGUGGUGGGAUGGAGGUGAGUAGUCAGUGAUGACUCUGAAGUGUCAGACUGAUAGGGUUAACCAAAGAAAGGAUUGUAGGAAGGGGAAAUGCUGUGAAACAGAAUGAAGCACAGCUGCCAGAUAAAGAUGGCAUUGAGUAGUUGCAUGCAUAUCUCAUAGCUCAGAAGAGGGGUUGACAGGAGUUUGAAUGCUCUCUAGCCCUGAUCAUAAUCCUGGAGAGAAUCGGGAAGUAGGGGAGGCAAAAGCGGGAGGGAUUGUGGAGAGGGCGGUGAAGAGAGGGAGGUGGGAGAGAGAUAGGGAGAUAGGGAAGUACGGCAAAGGGGAGAUGGAAGGAGAGAGGAAAUUGAAUGCAGAGAGGAGGGAGGAUAGAGAGAGGAAGCUAGUAAGGAUAGGCAGGGAGAGUGUGUGUGUGGAGAGAGAGAAAAUAUAUUUUUAAAACUUUCUUUUUUAGAAUUUUAAGUCCUUUUACUUUUGCAAAUUGAAGUUGAAAUUUUUGAGGAGAGUUGUCAAAAAUAAUCCACUUCCCCUAAUCUUGUGUUCCAUUGAGUUGUGAACGGAGCGGGGUGAUCUCAGGUGCUUUAAGAGUUUCUUUCUAACUGAUGUGAUUAUGUGGGGCUCCCAUGUAUUUUAUUAAAUGACAGUGUAUGACCUAAGAGGAGUACCAGAGGCGUGACUGUUUUGAGCUGAGAAAAUUAAGAAUGCGCUCUUGUUCUCACAAAUGGUUAUGUGAACCCCAUUUUAGAAUUUAAUGCAGUUUAUGUCUCAGGUUUUUUUCUUGAAUAUACCAAACCCUUAUUUUUUAUUCGAAAGAGCAUUUUAUAAGUGAACUGGUUUAUUAAUACAUACAUUGGGUGAAUAAAAAUAUCUCCAAAAUGAGACAACUAAAUUUUAUUGUUUUUAGAAUAGUGAAGGACCUUCACUAUUAGAAUUCUUUUCUCUUUUGGUUUUACUGUUGCCGGAUGUUAUGUUUGAAAUUCCUGAGAAUCAGAUGUAAAGAUGGAGCCACUACUUUUAAAUGUAGUCUUUUAAAUGUUUGUGUAUAAAGGAGAAAUUAGGUGAGAAUUUAUAG